GCGGUGGGAUGGGAUGGGAUUGGUCCUCUCUGAAAGUACAGAAUACAGGUGUCCGAGCCAGAGAGUAUAAUUGAAUUUAGGAAACGUUAGUGAUUAAUAAACUUUCAGUUAUGGCUCUAUCCCAGUGUCUUGAAGAUUCGCCGGGCUGGCGGACACCAAGACGACCAAGCCAGGAUAUAAACGUUAAAGAACUUUACAAUGAGAGACACCGACUCGCUCUGGAGGAGCUGGUCGCUGGCGGAGUCGAUUCCUUUAUGGGAUUCCUGCAGAAAGAGAGAAUCCCUAACUUUCUCUCCGACGAAGAGAUCAGGCGGAUUUCACGCGCUUCUGUUGUGCCCAAAUCACUCUCUUCGAUCGGAGACGAUUCUCAUUUGGACCAAUCUGGCACACUGGACUGCUCUUCUGUCACUUAUUUCCCCGAGGUCUCUGACAUUGAGCCCCCAGUUUUAGAGAAUGGCUGGCCAGCGUUCACUACAGGGUCGUUCCGGGGAGUAACGCGUGCUGUCGCCUACUUCCAGCCGUGUUAUGGAGACUGCAUUUAUAGCUGCAAAGAAGCGGCCAGGAGGAUGAUAAAAAAUGCAAAGGAGGUGAUUGCCGUUGUGACAGACUCCUUGACAGACCUGGAUAUCUUCCAUGACCUGCAGGAAGCUUGCACACACCGCAGAAUUCCUGUCUAUAUUCUUUUAGACCAGUCUUCUGUCCAGCCAUUCUUACAGAUGUGUAAAAACCUUCGUGUACAGCUUGAUGAACUGCUGCAAAUGAAAGUACGGACCAUAACAGGCUCUACCUACUACAUGAGAUCAGGUGCUCGGAUCACUGGAAAAGUUCAUGAGCGUUUCAUGCUGAUUGAUGGGAACAGAGUGGCUACAGGUUCAUAUAGGUUUAACUGGACAGAUGGCAAACUCAACAGCAGCAACCUUAUUGAGUUAUCUGGCCAGAUAACAGAAAAAUUUGAUGAAGAGUUCCGCAUCCUCUAUGCUCAGUCCCUACCGCUGCCUCAGAAUACAAGAGCCCCCUCUAGUGCCAGAAGCAGCGUUUUAUAUGACCAUCUUGUCCUCAAACCACCUGGAACGCCUCCCUCCUUCUUGGCACGAACAACAAAGCCUCAACCAGAAUGUCUGACGAGCACUCCAGCCAGACUUCAUACCCCAGAGAUCCAACAGAUGAAUAAAGACAUUGAAGAUCGAGACAGAAAGAGUAACCCAGUUUCUGAUACUUCCACUGUAGGUGAAGACUGGAUUGAGCAAGAACUCAGAGAGGAAGCGCUCGCCUCGGAUGACCGUCCUUGUUUGCCGGCAACGAAUGUUACUACUCCGACUCAGACAGUCGAUGUGAUGAUCUCUCUCCCUGUACCUUCCUGCCACAUCUCAACACAAACGACCUGCCACACCGUAGACACGAGUGUGCAGACAUGCGCCGACAACAAGCCUCAGAGCUCAAGCCCCAAAUCGCACACCUCGUCCAGCAGCAACCAGGUCAACCCCAGUGCGUCGUCCGCUUGCAACUUUCAGGAGGUGGACUGUCACCCACCUGUCUGUCUUGCCCCUCAAGACGCCAACCUGAGGGAAUGCUUCCUCAAGAUCACUAAAGAACGACAGCACCACUACAGCUCCAUUCGCUCCAAACUCGACCACAUGGUGACACUGCUCUCUCACAAGAGGGAACUAGUGGACCUCACCAACCUGACGCUGACGCCCGGCCUGCACAGGGGACGCAAAGGUCAGCAGGAGGGCAGGCAGGUUCACGGUACACAUGACAAUGUUAUUAUGGGAACAUGGCCCAGGUCGAGAUGUCUGCAGUAACAUGAGGUGUAUUGGUGUUCGUCUGCUGUUUUAGUAUUGCACUUUUUAAAAAAGCAGAACAAAACUUAAUCAGAAAACAUAUUUUGAAUGAUGUUAUGUGACAAUCAAUGCAGUGUAAAAGUGGCAAAUGUGCAAAGAUACUACUUAAUUCUACUUAUUUUUUAGGAUGAGGGAAUUAUUAGCAGUCUUUAAAUACUGUAGUCAAAAAACAAAAUUCUUUUCUUUUCAGUGCUAUUUUGAAAUCCAGUUUUGUCUUUAUUUGGUUGUUUCUGUUUCUUCAUUGUUUGUUUAAAGUUGUGAAGUUAUGAAAAUAACUUUUUUGAACACUAUUACUGUAAUAUUCAUAUUAAAGAACAGUCACUCAUGGGGA
Pimephales promelas (fathead minnow) is the source of this 2172-nucleotide messenger RNA. It is a transcript of the gene sack1d, whose product is annotated as scaffolding CK1 anchoring protein D. Lineage: Eukaryota; Metazoa; Chordata; Actinopteri; Cypriniformes; Leuciscidae. Gene Ontology annotation, molecular function: protein kinase binding. Gene Ontology annotation, cellular component: mitotic spindle pole; cytosol. The record is from RefSeq and is a predicted model, not a curated record. Gene Ontology annotation, biological process: regulation of TOR signaling; signal transduction; positive regulation of cell cycle G1/S phase transition.